This is a messenger RNA of Fomitopsis serialis, 1332 nucleotides long. RefSeq lists its product as uncharacterized. The transcript is spliced from 5 exons. NCBI's taxonomy places the organism in Eukaryota, Fungi, Basidiomycota, Agaricomycetes, Polyporales, Fomitopsidaceae. The coding region runs from base 47 to 1027 and encodes 326 amino acids. The record is from RefSeq and is a predicted model, not a curated record.
GCGUCGUGUGGGUGUGUAGAUCGGGAUAUUUGGACCCUGGGCCUCCAUGCCCGGUCCUCCUCCGGUCCAUCAUGAGCGUCCUGCCACACACAUUGCUCAUCUUGGUACAUCUCCACCUGUUGGACUAUCCUUGAAGGACUCUACGGCAUAUGAUGAACGUCUCUUUGAUCCCACGCGAACCGGCAUACGGGAACGCACGAGGGCCUUGGAGGAUAUCUCCUACUUCCUAGUAGCCAAGAUAGAGGGCGGGAGAGGACGUGCUAGAUCAAUUUUAUCCACAUAUCCAUGUCUACAACCUGCGGAUACUACGGCAUUCCGUAUAUCAUUAGCCAAGUAUCUCGAAACUUUGAGGCACAGUAGUAUGUUCCCUAGUCAUGCGGAUGAUAGACAGAAGGCCACGGAUGAUACGAAGUCGAAGCAAACUAUGACCCCACAAAGGCACGCCUGGUGGUGGCAAGACGUGGUAGUCCGUAAGUCCCUUCUGGAGGAAUGCAGCGGCGACCGUUUCGAACGUUUGCUCCUGGCUCUGUCCAUACACGCGCUCUUCAUCAAUACACCUAGACCACCGGUACCUGGCUCGGUCUCUCAGACAGAAGUGUCGAGGCGUACUGAAGCACUGCAGACCCUGCCGCAAACAUAUGCAUCACUUCUGGAAUCAUCGCUAUCCGCGCGACGUGGAUGGGAACGGACUGCGUCGCGUCUCGUGCGGGAGCAAGAAGAUUUGUCAGUCCUCCGCGAGCGUCUCCUGGACCCGACUGUCACAGCAUCCUCGAAGUUCGACAGUCUGUCAACAGACCGCCUCGUCGGACUCCGGGACUCACGCUUGCAUGAUCUCCUCCGCGCGACGUGGAAGAAUGAGGACGGCCGCCGUGCUCUGCACUUCCUCAUUGACCUAGCAGGGCUGCAGACUUCCUCCGCGCCCAAUGACGCGUCCCGACCUCUCCAGACCCUCGAUGUCGCGCAAGAUAAGGCGGACGUUCAGGUAUGUCCGGUUGCACACAAAAGGUUGUUACGUCCUCCAAAAUAGCGGCCAAUCCUCUCCACUGCAGUAUACACCAUCGACCCCUGUUCCUGCCCCUCCACUACCGAUUGCCGCCGCUCACCACCCGGGGCAUCUAUCCUCUCUCAACGCCCCCCUCUUCUCUCCGCCGAGUAGAACCCUCCCCACUAAUCCGCCUGUUCCCGGAGCGAAUACACGUCCCGGCCAGGAUCCCACAAAAGAUCGUCUCUCAGACCGAGUAGCCUCCAUCCAGCGCACUCAUCAAGCCCUCCUUGAUGCCGCACAACGCCUUGACAACAUCCGCUCAGACCUGGAGCGGCGCCCACACAAGG